AUGGCAAGCACUUCAGUGUUGUUGGUUUCUCUUUCCCUCAUCUUGAUCAAUAUAAUCACCUUACCUCUCCUAUCAACCGCCAUCUCCUCCUGCAACGGCGCUUGCAAAACCCUCAACGAUUGCGCGGGCCAGCUCAUUUGCAUCAACGGCAAGUGCAACGACGACCCUGAUAUUGGGUCUAACGAAUGCGGGGGAGGGGGAGGCCCAUCAUCGCCACCUCCUACCACGAAUAAUUGUCAACCCUCAGGAACUCUAGUUUGCCAGGGAAAAUCAUACCCUAAAUACACAUGCUCCCCGCCCGUGACGUCAUCCACUAAAGCCAGCCUUACCCUCAACGAUUUCAGUGAAGGUGGGGACGGUGGUGGCCCGUCUUAUUGUGACGAAAAAUACCAUGCAAAUAGUGAGAGGGUUGUGGCACUUUCUACUGGGUGGUUUGAUAAUAAGUCGAGGUGCGGGAAGAUGAUAAGAAUUAGGGCAAGCAAUGGGAAGAGUGUGACAGCCAAAGUGGUGGAUGAAUGCGAUUCACGUGCUGGAUGUGAUGCAGAGCAUGCAGGUCAGCCGCCGUGUAGGAACAAUAUUGUUGAUGGGUCUGCGGCUGUAUGGAAUGCUUUGGGACUGAACCAAGAUUUGGGCGUUGUUCCUGUUACUUGGUCAAUGGCCUAG
Messenger RNA from Prunus armeniaca (apricot), 663 nucleotides. Lineage: Eukaryota; Viridiplantae; Streptophyta; Magnoliopsida; Rosales; Rosaceae. The record is from the annotation of a GenBank genome assembly.